Messenger RNA from Neospora caninum, 1266 nucleotides. RefSeq lists its product as hypothetical. NCBI's taxonomy places the organism in Eukaryota, Apicomplexa, Conoidasida, Eucoccidiorida, Sarcocystidae. The record is from RefSeq and is a predicted model, not a curated record. The transcript is spliced from 7 exons. The coding region runs from base 1 to 1266 and encodes 421 amino acids.
AUGCAAGGCUACUCACCCGCAGGCGGGCGGGGACGCCACAUGGUCCUCCCAGCGUGGAUGACCCAAGGCCAGAACGCGGGCGCACCUUCCGCCAACGGCGCGGCUCCGGCCAUUCCUCCUCUGUCCGCUCCUUCCGCAGGCCUCAGCCCGAGUCCCCGAGCGACGACAGGCUUCGCUCCAGUCCCCGCUGCGCCAGCAAACGCAGUGGCUGCGCCGCCGUCGGGCGUCUCGGGGAGCCUGGUCUGUGCGUCACCCUUCGCGAACUCCUCGGAGCCGAACGGGGCACCCAAGGCCUUCUCCGGCACGCCCCGCUGGAUGCAAGAAGGCGGUCGCAGCCGCAGUGGCCGCUCGACCUCGACAGACUCCAGAGACGGCGCAGAACGGUCUCGGAGCAGGCGCGAGAGGGAGACCGACAAGCGGCGACGAAGCAGUGCGUCUUCCCGCGCCUCGUCAGAUGCACACCGCGUGUCGCGCAAAGGAAGAAGUCGGAGCAGCAGUGCAGAGAGUCGCCGGCAUCGACGAGGCAGGGACACUUCCGGGAGAGAAGACAGCCGCAGGUCCAAGCGGAGGAGGUCCAGGAGCAACGCGAGCCGCAGUGGCGAGAGAAGACGCACCGACGCAAGUCCACACAGAAGAGAAGAGAGAAGAGAUCGACGGAAAACCAGUUCGUCGCGCAGACAUGAACGAAGCCCCAGCCGUGGCGACCGCAGUCACAGCGAGGACAGGCGAAGGGGCGACAGAAGACGCUCGCGAAGGAACUCGUCGCCGUCUGACUACCCCGGCGCCGACGACUCGCGAGCGAGCGCUGCGACACUCGCAGAUCGCAUUUUAGAGGUCCGUCAGAUGCCUCAGGCAAAGCGCGGAAAUCGACGGUCCGACUUGCUCACUCUCCUGGCCAAAGAUGACGACUUCUAUGCCGAAGACCGCUAUGGAAAGGGAUUUGGAAGAACCAGCUACGUCUCCGAUCUCAGUGCGCCACCGUUAGCGAUCGCGAUACGGAGUCGCCACUCCUUCUCCGUAGACUUCGAGGAGCACACAGACGGCCGGGAUCAAAUCGUCUUGUACGAGUGCGUCAACGGAAAGAUGGUCCGCGUGUACUGCUUCCGAGAUAGCGAGAACCUGGUGCGAAGAAAACUUUCUCUGGACGAGUUGCAGAAGACGCGCAUCUAUGAGAAGGCUCGGAAAUAUUGCUCGAGGAAAGGAGUUCCGGCGGACGCAAAGCAUCACUACUUCGACUAUGUAAACAAUCCCGAGAUCGUGGGGUAG